Rana temporaria (common frog) is the source of this 2850-nucleotide messenger RNA. Its product is annotated as uromodulin-like. The transcript is spliced from 15 exons. Bases 1 to 2850 code for a protein of 949 amino acids. Gene Ontology annotation, cellular component: cell surface; apical plasma membrane. Gene Ontology annotation, biological process: neutrophil migration. NCBI's taxonomy places the organism in Eukaryota, Metazoa, Chordata, Amphibia, Anura, Ranidae. The record is from RefSeq and is a predicted model, not a curated record. Gene Ontology annotation, molecular function: calcium ion binding.
AUGGAACAUGUAGAGGAAGGCACAUACAUGCUUGAAAGGCAGAUUACAGAACAUGCUUCGGAUCACCAUGAGGCUUCUAAGGCCUUCUACCAACACUCUGAGGAAAUUCAUCUUUUGCAAGAUAAAGUGGCAGAUCUCAAGGAUCGCUUCAGAGGAAAUAAUAUCAAGUUUAGGGAAACCAAUGAAACUAUCACCAAUGACAGGAGUCAUUUCUUACAAAGCCUAACAGGAACCUAUGGGGAUGACACUUUUUAUAAUUACUUUAUCCAGCUUUCAAAAUGCAAGCAGUCCACCCUCUAUGGGGUGAAGAGAGCUCUGGAGAUUUCCCCCGCUGAGUCCAUCAUUUGGGUUUAUACAUUUGGCUCCAUAGAAAAUUACGAUGACACUCAAAUCCUGUCUGAUGUUUAUACAUUACUGGAGGAAAAGAAGUCCCAAGUUUAUUUUCUGUGGUACCCAUGGAAGAAUUGUAUGCAGAGAGAUUCCCAGCAUGAUAUAUUUUAUAACAUUUCAUCUCUUAGUUAUGGAGAAGUGAUUUCUAUUGAUUUUACUGAUAAAUAUAAGUUAUAUCGCUCAUUGGAAUUAUUGUUGUCUAAACCUCUAAAUUCAUCUGUGCGCAUCCUGAACAUCAACACAAAUGUCAAUGACAAUUAUACUGACACGUUUAAUGUUCCAACUUCUUUAUCACAUUUACUGAUCAUAGCAGAUGAGAAAUUCACUUUUAAUUUUACUGAUCCGAAUGGAAACAUAUUACCAUUUGAAAAAAAUCCAUAUUAUUACAACUACAAAUACCACUAUUCCUGCAAAAACUUCUUUUUCUAUACCUAUUACUGCGAUGAUCUUUCUAUUCUAAGUGCCCAUUUGGUAAAAAGUCCGGCUGCGGGAUCCUGGAUUCUGAGUGCUCAGGGGAAUUUAUCACUUUCUGUUCAGAUAUUGGGAUUCACUGGAACUUGUUCAGAUUCUGGCUGCCACCCGAAUGCCACGUGUUCGGAGUUUGGAGGAUACGGGGAGUGCACAUGUAAAGAGGGGUUUACUGGCGAUGGAAUAUCUUGUAACGAUAUAGAUGAAUGUCAGAGCAAUUACACCCUCAAUUGUAAUAAUUAUGGUGCUGGUUCCUGUGUGAACACUAUCGGAUCUUUCACCUGCAAUUGUUCCAGAGGAUAUGAAUAUAAUGCAGAAUUUGGCUGUGUUGAUAUUGAUGAUUGUGCGGACAGAUCUCUCAAUGAAUGUGAUCCAGUAGCUAUUUGUACAAAUAAUUAUUAUGGAUCUUACACCUGUACUUGUCCCUACGGAUAUUACGGAGAUGGAAGACACUGUGAGAUCAAUGAAUGCCAACAAGGAACACCGUGUGGCUCUAAUAAAGACUGCUUUAAGUACACCAUUGGAUCGUAUUCCUGUUAUGACCCUUGCUCCAAACCCACCGUACUUAAUGACCCCUGGCGCAGUACUUCUAAUACAAAUCAACGUUAUUAUUGGUAUGAAGGGAGUGAGUGGUAUAAUUGUGACAAUUACCUGUCUGGCUGGUAUCGGUUUAAAGGAGAAUGUGACCAGAAAAUCCCAGAGCACUGCGUACCACGAUCCAGCUGUGGGACUAAUAUCCCCAUUUGGAUGAACGGCUCCCACCCUACAGUCGGUGACGGCAUUGUGAACCGUACAGCUUGUUCCAGCUAUUAUGACGAAUGCUGUACACGACCUUAUAAUAUUUCUGUGAAAAUGUGUCCAGGAGGAUUCUAUGUGUAUAAGCUACAAGGUACACCAGACUACAACUAUGCCUAUUGUACAGAAUCUAUAUCUAGCUGCUAUGGAGUGGACUGCGCUCCGGAUGAAGAAUGUAUAAUUGUGGGCGGAGUUCACGGCUGUUACUGUAAAUCUGGGAUACAACUAGGAAAUCUAGCAGAUGACAUUACACCACAAGUCACUUGUGGCCUGGAGAAUAUAGAAGUUCGGUUCAGAAAAUGUCUUGUGGAGAAGUGGGGAUAUAACACCUCAGCCAUCCAUCUGAGAGAUUAUUCCUGCCGAGGAAUCACCAAAAGAAGUGAUAAAAGUUACAUCACUUUCAUCACACGGCCAGCAGAUGAUAGUUGUGGGGGAUCCAUUGGGAAUGAUGGAAGUGUUAUCAGAUAUACAAAUACUGUAUACCUAGCAUCAUAUUCUGACGGAGUGAUUGUAAGAUAUGAGAUCCCCAUUGACUUUCAUUGCGAUUAUCCAUCAGACAUGGAGAUCAACCUUCUAACCGCUAUCGGCACCUACGUAGUCCCAGUGCCUAUCGAUGUGAUUGGAACAGCAAAUUUCACAAUAACGAUGGGUAUAUUCCAAGAUUCCGGCUACACCACCCCAUAUACCGACUCCCAGGUGUGGCUGAACUCCUCCUCCAUCCUAUAUGUUGGUGUCAUUGCAACCGGAGCUACGGGUUCAUCUCCAUUUGUGCUCAUCAUGAAAAACUGCUACACCACCCCAACAGCUGACAGCUCCUCCGGCCCCAGAUAUAACAUCCUAACCGACAAAUGCCCCAACAAGAACGACCCAACGAUCUCUGUGCCAGAAAAUGGAGUGUCCCUUAGAGGUCGCUUUUCCCUUCAAGUGUUCAAAUUUCUGGGAGGAUUGAGUCAGAUUUAUUUACACUGUCAGGUCGGCUUGUGUGACACCUCCAACUCUCACUGCGCUUCUAGUUGUCGCGCUAAGAGAUCGGCUUUGGUUGACAACACUAAUGUGAAAAAUAUAAUUAUUGGACCUAUAUACCAGAAAGCUGCUGUGUCAUCUGUUGGAGCUGCUGUGUCUUCUGGUGGAGGCCCUGCUGUACCAACCGCAAAGCUUUUCAUCUCUGCCAUUGUUUUCCUGUUGCUAUUGUACUAG